This is a messenger RNA of Staurois parvus, 276 nucleotides long. NCBI's taxonomy places the organism in Eukaryota, Metazoa, Chordata, Amphibia, Anura, Ranidae. The record is from the annotation of a GenBank genome assembly.
UUCACUUCCUAUCCAGUGCACACCAGGGGCGGACUGACCAUUCGAGCACUCGGGCACUGCCGAGGGCCCGGGGUCAGUAAGGGGCCCCAUGAAAUUCCCCGGGUACCUUUUUAUAGGCUUUUUGAGUGUGGGCAAGGACACAGGGGCCCCAUGAUCCCCUAUUGCCUGGGGCCCCAUGAGUUGUCAGUCCGCCCCUGUGUAGCCCCAUCAGUGCUGCUUUUCAGUGCCCAUCAUUGCCACCUGUCAGUGCCCAUCAUUGCCACCUGUCAGUGCCCA